Molecule: messenger RNA, 1158 nt
Organism: Fusarium coffeatum
Lineage: Eukaryota; Fungi; Ascomycota; Sordariomycetes; Hypocreales; Nectriaceae
Exons: 2
Coding region: 1-1158 (385 amino acids)
Biological process (GO): retrograde vesicle-mediated transport, Golgi to endoplasmic reticulum
Cellular component (GO): endoplasmic reticulum; SNARE complex
Molecular function (GO): SNAP receptor activity
Source: RefSeq, a predicted model, not a curated record
AUGUCUUUUGAGGGCUUACAAGAGCGCUUGACAGCUCUGCAAGAAACUACGAUACAGCUUAAGGAGCUCAUCGAUCGACUCGGAACACUGAAAUUCCAACCUGGCUCCGUGCCCCUGACGACAGACGAGGACAACAGUGAAAGUGGCGAGCUCAGCGCUGAAAUCACGAGCACUUUAAGAGAUGGAGAGGAAGAACACGAACUUCUACAGGAAGAGGUGGAGUUCUUGCGCGGCGCGGAGCAUGAUAAGGCCAGGCUGAAAGAGGGCGUUGAAAAGAUUGGAAAGGAGCUUGACGGAUGUCGUCUAUCCUUCCGAAAAGCACGAUUGGCGGCGAAACAAAACCUUGCCCUGGCGCAAAGGCGAGAACGAGAACUACUCCUUACAUCAUUUUCGCAGCCAGCAUCCGAGAACAACUCCCUCUACCCCGACGACGAAAAGACCACCCGUCCCCAACGCCACCAUCACCACCCUCAGCAGCAGCAAUCGAGCCUUACCGAAGAGGACCAGCAGACUGUCGGAGCUAGCGCCAACGUUACUAAUGCUCUACGACGUACGCACGAUCUUAUUCAGGCAGAGCUGGCACGCAGCGAGUUUGCGCACGAGACACUGACUGAGUCUUCUGCUGCGCUGAAGCAGCUGAACGAGUCGUAUACGGAUCUUGACUCGAUGCUGGCGAGCUCGAAGGAUUUACUGGGAACUUUGCUGCGAUCGCAGAAGAGCGAUACGUGGUAUCUCCAGACGGCAUUUUAUAUGCUGGGUGUGACACUCGGCUGGCUACUCUUUAGACGACUGUUAUACGGACCUAUGUGGUGGCUUGUCUGGCUACCCCUGAAGUUAGUUUUUGGUUUGGGGACUUCGGCUGGUAGCGCCGUGAUGCACGCAGGGUCUGGAUUAGGCAAGAUUGAAGAGGCAGGGGAGCCGAGCAAGGGUGUUCCAGUUGAUGGUCUGCCUGGCGAUGAUUUGCCUACUAUUCAGGUUGACACUGGUAAAGAAGCUGAGAUUCUGGAGGAGGUGGAUAAGAUUGUGAAUGUUGUCAGGGAUGCGGAUGAGCUUGGAAAUAUUCCUGAGAGUGAGGAUAAUAAUAUUCCUAACCCAAAGAAGAGGAUGUGGGAGGAGCCUGAGGUUGUUGAGCAGGAACGGGCUAGGGAUGAGCUAUAG